Messenger RNA from Calypte anna (Anna's hummingbird), 1352 nucleotides. RefSeq names its product NK6 homeobox 2 (gene NKX6-2). The transcript is spliced from 3 exons. Gene Ontology annotation, cellular component: nucleus. The record is from RefSeq and is a predicted model, not a curated record. Gene Ontology annotation, biological process: cell differentiation; regulation of transcription by RNA polymerase II. NCBI's taxonomy places the organism in Eukaryota, Metazoa, Chordata, Aves, Apodiformes, Trochilidae. Gene Ontology annotation, molecular function: DNA-binding transcription factor activity, RNA polymerase II-specific; RNA polymerase II cis-regulatory region sequence-specific DNA binding. The coding region runs from base 302 to 1138 and encodes 278 amino acids.
CCUCCAGCCGGAUCCCACGGACCGAGGGGGCUGUUCUUCCCAGGACUCCAGAUCUGCCGGUUCUGCCGUGGUGCCCCGAUUGCGCUUUUUCUGUGCUCCAGCCUGGAAAUUCGUGGUGCGCGCCGCCGAGUUCUGGGGGCGGGCGGAGAAGCGCUGGGGUUUUCUGCGCCCAGAAAACUUUGGUACUUACUGUUGCUCUGAAGGCACAGCCCGAGCAGAUACCGUCCCGCUUGGCGCGAGGUGACCGCGGAGCAGCUGCUAACGUGGAGGGAGGAGGACCCGCGCUCCUUGAUGACCGCAAAUGUUAGCGGUGGGGCAGAUGGAUGCUAAUCGCCAGAGCGCGUUCGUCCUCAGCAGUACGCCGCUGGCCGCGCUGCACAACAUGGCCGAGAUGAAGACCUCUCUCUUCCCCUACACCCUGCAGAACCCCUCCGGCUUCAAGGCACCAGCUCUGGGCGGACUGAACACGCAGCUCCCCUUGGGGACGCCGCACGGUAUAAGCGACAUCCUGGGUCGGCCCGUGGGCUCCGCCAGCAACCUGCUGGGCGGGCUGCCCCGCAUCAACGGGCUGGCGGCCUCAGCCGGGAUGUACUUCAAUCCUGCCGCCGUCUCCCGCUACCCGAAACCGCUGGCGGAGCUUCCGGGCCGGCCGCCCAUUUUCUGGCCGGGAGUGGUGCAGGGCUCUCCCUGGAGGGAUCCCCGUCUCGCCUGUCCUGCUCAAACGGGGAUGGUUUUAGACAAGGACGGCAAGAAGAAACACUCGCGACCGACUUUCUCUGGGCAGCAGAUAUUUGCUUUGGAGAAAACCUUCGAGCAGACGAAAUACUUGGCAGGACCGGAGAGAGCCCGCCUUGCCUAUUCCCUAGGGAUGACCGAGAGCCAAGUGAAGGUCUGGUUCCAGAACAGAAGGACCAAAUGGCGGAAGCGGCAUGCAGCGGAGAUGGCCUCAGCCAAGAAGAAGCACGACUCGGAGACGGAGAAGCUGAAGGAGAGCUCGGAGAAUGAGGAUGACGAUGAAUACAACAAGCCCCUGGACCCCAACUCAGACGAUGAAAAAAUCACGAGGCUAUUGAAAAAGCACAAGUCCACGAACCUGUCCCUCGUCAGCCCCUGCAGCACCAGCUCGGACACCUUGUGAGGGUACGGGCAUCUACUGCAGCUGCAGGCAGCCAGGCGAGCCGCUGUGGUGGGCACCGUGAGAGACAAAUUGUAACUGGAUGUUUAAAGUGGUGUGUUGUACAGCCCAAGAUGUAUGUUAAAUGUAUAUAUUUUUUACAGAAUAAGUUAUGAAAUUAUUUUCCUUCUCAUCGAUGUAAAUUUCAGAGGAAUUUUUCCAACUUUUAAGGUUUUGU